AUGCUGGGCUUGCUCCUCCAACUGAAGUCAGGAAAUAUUGCGUCUCCAUUUGUCAGCAACUACGUUACUGUAAUCACGUUCACUGUUGUUUUAUUUGUUUACGUGGCCUUAUUGGCGACUGUCAAGAAACUAGACCACCAAGCUGCGAUUAAUGAUCCAGACUUGUCUGAAUUCAUGGACAACGUUAGCCUCCUGUCUGGAACUCUUGCCUCCGUUUUACUAUUGCUGAUCCUCGUCCCGGCUCUCGGGUGGCUCAGCCUCCUCUUGUGGGCCAUUUAUUUUGUGAAGGACGUUGUAACUGUGACAUCGUAUACCAGUGUAGCUGUUCGUGCCAUUGACAGAGUGAAAGAGGUGAUGCUGAAUCAGAGUGGCCCUUCGAUUUCCACGGAGGAGCAGAAUCAUGUUCAUCAGCAAGAAAUUAGAAUGGAGGAGGGGCAGAAUCAUGUUUCAUAA
Molecule: messenger RNA, 453 nt
Organism: Prunus armeniaca (apricot)
Lineage: Eukaryota; Viridiplantae; Streptophyta; Magnoliopsida; Rosales; Rosaceae
Source: the annotation of a GenBank genome assembly